AUGGAGUCAGAGAUAUUAUUUUGGGAUGAAAAUAAUAUGGGAAAAUUGGUACCAUCAGAAUGCCUUUUAACAUAUAAUAGUACGUAUGAAAAAUUUAAAAUUGUUCAAAUAGGUACCCAUAGUUUUCCAAUUAAUAUUACAAAUUGUCUACCUGUUUGUGGUUUUUGUGCUGUUUCUGUUCCUGAUCAAACAUAUACACUUAUAACUAUGGUAAUAAAUGGUAUUAUAUUACCAUUUACUGGUAUACUUGGUAUGUUAGGUAAUAUUACAUCUGCUUACAUCUACAGUCGUCCUGCUAUGAAAAAUUCAACAAACUUUUAUCUUUGUGCCUUGGCAUUCAGUGAUUGUUUAAUAAUAUUAACUGCUUUAAUUACAUUUUGGUUAGAUAUUUUUCGUAAUCAUUCAAUUAUAGUUCAUCAAUUUUACGGAAUUGUCGUUCCAUACGUUUAUCCUAUGUGUCAUGUAGUACAAUUUUGUUCUGUUUACUUUACUGUAUUAGCAGCUACUGAUGGUUUUAUUCAAAUAUGUUUACCAUUAAAAAUUUACAAUUGGGUAUCUAGAUCAUCUAUUAAUAUAAAAGCUGUUAUUUUUGUCAUAAUUACAUCAUUUAUUUAUACUCUUCCAAGAUGGUUAGAAGGUAUACGUAUAAAUUGUUGGCAUGAUAUUAUGGAACAAGCAUCAUAUGAAAUUUGUCAAAAUAAAAUGGCAUCACAACCAUGGUUUACUCAAUCAUACCAAGGAUUUUUAGUUAAUGUUGUUACUGUUAUUAUUCCUUUAACAUUAUUAGUUUUUCUUAAUAUAUUUAUAAUUGCAGCAUCAGCUAUGGCUAAAUCUAAUAAUCCUUCUAGUAAUGAUAAUAGUAAUGAUAAUAUUGCAUUGAUAUUAGUAGUUUUAUUAUUUAUCAUGUGUAAUAUUGCCAGUUAUUUAUUGAACGCUCAUGAAGCAAUUUUACUGAAUUUAUUGGGACCAUCAAUAAAUUAUUUGAUUGAUACAUCAAAUAUGUUAACAGUUUUUAAUUCUAGUUUUAACUUUGUUAUAUACUAUGUUUUUUCAUUACCCUUUCGUCGUACACUUCACCAAUAUUUUGGCAAUCACAUAACAUGUAAUGAGCAAAAAAAUUUUUACAAUGGUAGUACAUCAUCAAAUAAUGAUAUUAUAUCAUUACCAAAUAAAGUAGUUGCAAAAAAUGUUAAUGAUGACGGCAUUAGUAUUAUUUUUGAAACAAAAAGAUUAGAUACAAUAAGUAGAAUAUCAACGAUUGAAGAUGAACUAAAAGAAGUAGCAAUGUAA
This is a messenger RNA of Strongyloides ratti, 1290 nucleotides long. RefSeq names its product FMRFamide receptor. Bases 1 to 1290 code for a protein of 429 amino acids. Gene Ontology annotation, biological process: G protein-coupled receptor signaling pathway. Gene Ontology annotation, molecular function: G protein-coupled receptor activity. Gene Ontology annotation, cellular component: membrane. The transcript is spliced from 3 exons. Lineage: Eukaryota; Metazoa; Nematoda; Chromadorea; Rhabditida; Strongyloididae. The record is from RefSeq and is a predicted model, not a curated record.